This is a messenger RNA of Saitoella complicata NRRL Y-17804, 842 nucleotides long. RefSeq lists its product as uncharacterized. The coding region runs from base 1 to 651 and encodes 216 amino acids. Lineage: Eukaryota; Fungi; Ascomycota; Saitoellomycetes; Saitoellales; Saitoellaceae. The transcript is spliced from 3 exons. The record is from RefSeq and is a predicted model, not a curated record.
AUGUCCUGUCUGGUUGCUCCGCUUGAUUCCGCACUCUGUCUGUUCACCGUGCCCGUGGGGGCACCUCCCAGGGAUCCUAAACUCUCAAGGAGCAAGACUCGCCCGCAGCAUUCGCCUGGUAGGAGAGAAAUCAAGAAUGCGAACGCCAGACGUCAGGAAGAAUUGGAGCAAUAUAUGCGUGGGAGGGCAGCAAAGGGGGGUGGGCAAACGCUCGAUUAUGAGACGGAGAGCCUACAGAAGCAGGUGAUCCCUGGAAGACGCCGCUCCGAUGAUUUGGAGUCGGUACAAUCCGAACGGACCCGAAUUCGGUCUCCGAGACGCCUUUCCGACCUUCCACCCCGCAAGAUGCUCGAUGUACCCGCCGCCGUCGAGGAGGAUGUCGAGGAGAAGGUCUCGGCUUUCGACCUUACGCCCCUGACAAGCAAGGGUCACAACCGUAAUGCCUCCUCUAUGUCUUUCAUUCGUAUCACUGAGUGGUUGCGUGGGAGCAAGUUGCGCGUUACUUGGGCUAGCUAUGCUACGGUUGGGAUGGUCGAAGGUGGCGUGACAGCAGCCAAGAAGAAGGUCGGUGGUACAUUCAGAACACAUGUGUCUAGGAAGAAGAGGCUUGAGGGAAGGGCAGACAAGCUCUAUGCUACGUUUGAGAGUUGAACAACGUGAGUGGGAGUGGGCUUGAUGACAUGAAUGACUAUAAUGGUUUUUAGGCAGAGGUUAGCUGUACGAAUAUAUUGAUUGAUGGUCAAAACUGCUAAGAAUAUGGCUCAGCGGCAUUCAUAAACUUACGCACGGGAGAGAACCGCCCUUCAUGUCUGAGCUUACGCCUUCCUAGCCAAAAUCUCCGC